Saccharomyces cerevisiae S288C is the source of this 2904-nucleotide messenger RNA. RefSeq names its product mannoprotein (gene HPF1). Bases 1 to 2904 code for a protein of 967 amino acids. The transcript has a single exon. The record is from RefSeq and is marked reviewed. Gene Ontology annotation, cellular component: membrane. Lineage: Eukaryota; Fungi; Ascomycota; Saccharomycetes; Saccharomycetales; Saccharomycetaceae.
AUGUUCAAUCGCUUUAAUAAACUUCAAGCCGCUUUGGCUUUGGUCCUUUACUCCCAAAGUGCAUUGGGCCAAUAUUAUACCAACAGUUCCUCAAUCGCUAGUAACAGCUCCACCGCCGUUUCGUCAACUUCAUCAGGUUCCGUUUCCAUCAGUAGUUCUAUUGAGUUGACCUCAUCUACUUCUGAUGUCUCGAGCUCUCUCACUGAGUUAACGUCAUCCUCCACCGAAGUCUCGAGCUCCAUUGCUCCAUCAACCUCGUCCUCUGAAGUCUCGAGCUCUAUUACUUCAUCAGGCUCUUCAGUCUCCGGCUCAUCUUCUAUUACUUCAUCAGGCUCAUCAGUCUCCAGUUCAUCUUCUGCCACUGAAUCAGGCUCAUCCGCCUCCGGUUCAUCCUCCGCCACUGAAUCGGGCUCAUCAGUCUCCGGUUCAUCUACUUCCAUUACAUCAGGCUCAUCCUCCGCCACUGAAUCGGGCUCAUCAGUCUCCGGUUCAACUUCUGCCACUGAAUCAGGCUCAUCCGCCUCCGGUUCAUCUUCUGCCACUGAAUCAGGCUCAUCCGCCUCCGGUUCAUCUUCUGCCACAGAAUCAGGCUCAUCAGUCUCCGGUUCAUCUUCUGCCACAGAAUCAGGCUCAUCAGUCUCCGGUUCAUCUUCUGCCACAGAAUCAGGCUCCGCUUCUUCGGUUCCUAGCUCAUCCGGUUCUGUCACAGAAUCAGGCUCAUCCUCAUCAGCAUCUGAAUCAUCUAUCACACAAUCUGGUACCGCUUCCGGUUCAUCAGCCUCCAGCACGUCCGGUUCUGUUACACAAUCUGGUUCCUCCGUUUCCGGUUCAUCAGCUUCUUCUGCUCCAGGUAUCUCGAGUUCAAUUCCUCAAUCAACCUCAUCGGCUUCCACUGCCUCUGGUUCUAUCACCUCCGGUACCUUAAGUUCUAUUACCUCUUCGGCUUCUAGUGCAACUGCAACUGCUUCCAACUCUCUUUCUUCCAGCGAUGGUACUAUUUAUUUGCCUUCUACAACCAUCAGUGGUGACAUCACACUCACCGGUUCAGUCAUUGCAACUGAAGCUGUCGAAGUCGCUGCAGGUGGUAAGUUGACCCUACUUGAUGGUGACAAAUACGUUUUCUCUGCUGAUUUCAUAAUCCAUGGUGGCGUUUUCGUAGAAAAGUCUAAGCCAACUUACCCAGGUACCGAAUUCGACAUUUCUGGUGAAAACUUUGAUGUAUCUGGUACCUUUAACGCUGAAGAGCCUGCUGCUUCUUCCGCAUCUGCCUACUCCUUCACUCCAGGCUCUUUCGAUAACAGUGGUGAUAUUUCUUUGAGUCUAUCAGAGUCCACAAAGGGCGAAGUCACAUUCUCUCCCUACUCUAACUCUGGUGCUUUCUCUUUCUCAAAUGCUAUUCUCAAUGGUGGUUCCGUCUCUGGUUUGCAGCGUAGAGCUGAAUCAGGUUCUGUCAACAACGGUGAGAUAAAUCUUGAGAAUGGCAGUACCUACGUCGUUGUCGAACCAGUUUCUGGAAGUGGUACAAUCAACAUCAUCUCUGGCAACCUUUACUUGCACUAUCCAGACACCUUUACUGGCCAAACUGUUGUAUUCAAGGGUGAAGGUGUUCUUGCCGUUGACCCAACCGAAACCAACACUACUCCUAUCCCUGUGGUUGGAUACACUGGUGAAAACCAAAUCGCCAUUACAGCAGAUGUCACUGCUCUUUCUUACGACAGUGCUACUGGUGUUUUAACUGCAACACAAGGCAACUCACAAUUCUCCUUCUCUAUUGGUACUGGGUUCUCCAGUUCUGGCUUCAACGUCUCCGAAGGAACAUUUGCUGGUGCCUAUGCUUAUUAUCUAAAUUACGGAGGUGUUGUUGCUUCCAGCGCUACACCCUCAUCCACAUCUACCACAUCAGGGGCUACCAACUCUACUUCCGGUUCCACUUCAUUCGGUGCUUCCGUAACUGGUUCAACCGCUUCCACUUCAUUCGGUGCUUCCGUGACUGGUUCAACGGCUUCCACCUUGAUUUCCGGCUCCCCAUCUGUUUAUACCACAACAUUAACAUAUGCAACAACCACAAGCACAGUAGUUGUCUCCUGUUCAGAAACAACUGAUUCGAACGGUAACGUCUAUACCAUUACCACAACCGUACCAUGUUCAUCUACCACCGCCACUAUCACUUCUUGCGAUGAGACCGGAUGUCAUGUAACUACGUCUACCGGUACCGUCGCCACUGAAACCGUUUCUUCCAAAUCAUACACCACUGUUACCGUCACCCACUGUGACAACAAUGGCUGUAACACCAAGACUGUCACUUCUGAAUGUCCUGAAGAAACUUCAGCAACUACUACUUCUCCAAAAUCAUACACUACUGUUACCGUUACUCACUGUGACGACAACGGCUGUAACACUAAGACUGUCACCUCUGAGGCCCCUGAAGCCACAACCACUACUGUUUCUCCAAAGACAUACACUACCGCUACUGUUACUCAGUGCGAUGACAAUGGAUGUAGCACCAAGACUGUCACUUCUGAAGCUCCUAAAGAAACUUCAGAAACUUCAGAAACCAGUGCUGCCCCUAAGACAUACACUACUGCCACUGUUACUCAAUGUGAUGACAAUGGUUGUAACGUCAAGAUAAUCACCUCUCAAAUACCUGAAGCUACUUCAACCGUCACCGCAACUAGUGCUUCUCCAAAGUCAUACACUACUGUCACUUCUGAGGGUUCUAAAGCAACCUCAUUGACUACUGCCAUUUCCAAGGCUUCUAGUGCAAUUUCCACAUACUCCAAAUCUGCAGCUCCAAUAAAGACCUCUACUGGUAUCAUUGUCCAGUCCGAGGGUAUUGCCGCAGGUUUGAAUGCCAAUACUUUGAAUGCAUUGGUCGGUAUUUUCGUUCUUGCUUUCUUUAACUAA